AUGUCUGACGACAAGAAGAGCGACGACUACAGGGUCGAUAUGCCUUCGGGCAAGGAGUUCCGCGCAGCGUCACCGAUGCCUCGAUCAGCCAGUUCAAGCCGCGCCGGUCCUGCGAUAACAGAGAACCCCAUUGCCGCCGUGCUGGCAUACUGUGGAUCUUCCAUCAUGAUGACAGUUACAAACAAAUACGUCUUGUCUGGCGUCGAUUUCAACCUCCCUUUUUUCCUACUUUGCGUACAGUCUGUUGUCUGUGUAGCAGCAAUCUCGACAUGCAAAGCCAUGGGCAUCAUCAACUACCGCGACUUCAACAGCGAUGAAGCGAAGAAAUGGUUCCCCAUCUCCGUCCUGCUCAUCGGCAUGAUCUACACCAGCACCUGGGCGCUCAAGUACCUUUCGAUUCCCGUCUACACCAUUUUCAAAAACUUGACCAUCAUCCUGAUCGCAUACGGAGAGGUUCUCUGGUUCGGUGGCGCAGUCACACCAAUGGCUCUCUUCUCUUUCGGAUUGAUGGUGCUGAGUUCUGUUAUUGCGGCUUGGGCUGACAUUCAACACGCUUUGUCGAGCAUGGGUCACGCUGCGGAGAAGACCACUGAGGCCAUGUCGACCCUGCACACCGGAUACCUCUGGAUGAUGUUCAACUGCUUUUGCUCGGCUACCUACGUUCUGUGCAUGCGCAAGCGCAUCAAGCUCACCAACUUCAAGGACUUCGACACCAUGUACUACAAUAACCUCCUCACCAUCCCGAUUCUGCUCGUUGCCUCCAUCCUCGUAGAAGACUGGUCCUCCGCCAACGUCCAGAAGAACUUCCCCACCGAACAGCGCAACACCGUUAUUAUGGUCAUGAUCAUCUCUGGUCUUUCCACCGUCUUCAUCUCUUACACAUCUGCCUGGGCGGUCCGUGUUACCUCUUCGACAACCUACUCCAUGGUCGGUGCCCUGAACAAGCUACCCAUUGCGCUCAGCGGUCUGAUCUUCUUCGACGCGCCUGUCACCUUCGGCAGCUGUUCCGCCAUCUUUGUUGGAUUCGUCAGUGGUCUUGUCUACGCUCUGGCUAAGGUCCGCCAGAACAGCAAGCCCAAGACCGUUCUCCCCACUACCAACAUCCCGCUGAGCGCUAGCAGCCGCAGCAUGCAGGACAGCCUGAAGUCAUAA
This is a messenger RNA of Alternaria postmessia, 1152 nucleotides long. RefSeq names its product GDP-mannose transporter into the lumen of the Golgi (gene VRG4). Bases 1 to 1152 code for a protein of 383 amino acids. Lineage: Eukaryota; Fungi; Ascomycota; Dothideomycetes; Pleosporales; Pleosporaceae. The transcript is spliced from 4 exons. The record is from RefSeq and is a predicted model, not a curated record. Gene Ontology annotation, molecular function: antiporter activity; GDP-mannose transmembrane transporter activity. Gene Ontology annotation, cellular component: Golgi apparatus.